AUGGAAAUUAGAUCAUUGAUUUGUAGAGGGCGAAAGAAAAAAAUUAUCACUCUAAUAUUUAUUGUAAUGUUUUUAAUAAAUGCUAUGUUUUAUGUCAGUUUCGAAUUAUACAAUACAAUCAAGAAGAGGCAUAAAAAUCAGUGGUUUAAGAGGUUACACUUUGAUCAGGAUUCCUACAUAGAUAAGAGUGGUAUGAGAGUUAUUGUUGGUCACUAUGUUGGAGGUUAUUCAGGAGGUAAUUUGUCACAAGAAAUAAUAAAUGCUAACAAUUAUGCUCCUGUUGAGGGAGCAGGUGAAGGUGGAAGACCUGUUCAGUUGUCACCUAGGGAAAUAAUUACAGCAAGAGAGCUUUUUGCACUACAUUCUUAUAAUAUAUUAGUUGGUGAUAGAAUUAAUAUUAACAGAAGUCUUCCAGAUGUGCGUAGUGAGAGUUGCAAAGAAGUAAAAUAUAAUAUUGACAAUCUACCAACAGCAAGUAUCAUUAUAGUAUUUCAUAAUGAAGCCUGGUCUACUUUGAUGAGGACCGUGAUGUCAGUUAUUUUGAGAUCUCCCCCAACAUUAUUAAAACAGAUAAUUCUUGUAGAUGAUGCAAGUGAGAGGAAAUACUUAGGCAAAGAAUUGGACGAUGCAGUAUCUAAUCUUGAGAAGGUUCACAUAUUAAGAAGCUUAGAGAGAAAAGGUCUUGUUGGUGCUAGAUUAAUAGGUGCCAGAACAGCUACUGGGGAUGUUUUGGUAUUUUUAGACGCUCACUGUGAGGUAACGCCAGGGUGGCUUGAGCCAUUAUUGGAAAGAGCUGGCAGCGACGAUGUUUUUAUUUGUCCCCAUAUAGAUCUACUUUCGGAAGACACUCUAGCUUAUACGAAAAGCAUUGAUGCUCAUUGGGGUGCUUUCAGUUGGCGCCUUCAUUUUCGCUGGUUGAUGCCGAGUACCGAGGUUAUGAUGCAAAAAUCUGAAAAUCCCUCUAAACCUUAUCCGACACCUGCAAUGGCCGGUGGUCUUUUUGCAGUAAGAAAAAGCUUAUUUUGGCGCUUAGGGGGUUAUGAUGAGGGCAUGUUGAUUUGGGGUGCCGAAAACUUGGAACUUUCUUGGAGAGCUUGGCAGUGUGGCGCAAGGGUCGAAAUAACGCCAUGCUCCCGUGUCGGACAUAUAUUUAGAAGACACAGCCCUUACAAAUAUCCUGGAGGGGUCUCCAAAGUCUUGAAUUCAAAUUUAGCCCGAGCAGCAUCAGUUUGGAUGGAUGAAUGGGCCGAUUUCUUUUUUAAAUUUAAUCCUGCAGUAGCUGCAAUACGUGAUGAGCAAAAAGUAGGUGACAGAGUAGAACUGCGUAGUAACUUAAAAUGUAAGAGCUUCGAAUGGUACCUGAAAAAUGUGUGGCCGCAACAUUUUUUCCCUACAAAGGACAGAUGGUUUGGAAGAAUUCGGAAUGAUAGAGGCGGUUGUAUAGGCGUAAUAUCCGGAACACCUGGCCUUGGUGGUCCAGCAUCUAAGGUGCGUUGUGGCAGCGAUUUGGAUCUUGAUAGUCUGUUAGUUUAUACUCAAGAAGGUAAAAUUAUGGCUGAUGAGGGAUUAUGCUUAGAACAAGGAAACGGGCGGGCUGUGUGGAAAAGUUGCAGCGACAAUAGAAAACAGAUUUGGAAGCAAGAAGGACCUAGGUUGAAAACAAAUGACGGUCUGUGUCUGACAUUAUUAAUUAAUCAAAGCGCAGAUGUUACUGACACUCCAUUAACAGCAAAGAGGUGUAUCAAAACAGAUGAACAAAUAUGGCAUUUCGAACGAGUACCUUGGCGGUAG
Molecule: messenger RNA, 1791 nt
Organism: Parnassius apollo (apollo)
Lineage: Eukaryota; Metazoa; Arthropoda; Insecta; Lepidoptera; Papilionidae
Source: the annotation of a GenBank genome assembly